Drosophila teissieri is the source of this 2423-nucleotide messenger RNA. RefSeq names its product venom acid phosphatase Acph-1. The transcript has 5 exons. NCBI's taxonomy places the organism in Eukaryota, Metazoa, Arthropoda, Insecta, Diptera, Drosophilidae. Gene Ontology annotation, biological process: dephosphorylation. Gene Ontology annotation, molecular function: phosphatase activity. The coding region runs from base 1048 to 2262 and encodes 404 amino acids. The record is from RefSeq and is a predicted model, not a curated record.
ACUUGAAUCGGAAGUAACUCACAAAAAAGCAAAACAAACUCAAACAAAAGGGCAGUAUGUAAUUAUACCAGAUGGACAUUGUGUUUCAAAAACUUCCAAACUUCAAAGCCGUAAAUCAGAUUCAGCCAAGCCCCAAAACCAAUAUAUAAUUCCGGCAAUUAAGCAACGAGAAUGGAUAAUGUUAAAUUAACAUAUUGCCGGAUCCAGCAGCUAACCGAUUUAUAUCCAAAGUGUUUACGUUUACACACGCAGUUUCGAUGACAAAUUCGUUGGUAUUAUGAGUUGGCGGCGGCGCUUAACAGCAAAAAAAUAAGUAAGCGGAGCGAAUCCGAAAGUUCAUAUAAAUUAAAAGUCGCGGCCGCGUUUUAAAACGCCUCAAUCGCUGCGGCACUGCGUCGGUGUCUGGGAUUGCAGCGCGGUCAAACAUUUAUUCGUACAAAAGACUGCCCGCCACAUACAAUAGCAAAUAACAAAUGGAAUAAUAGAAGUAACAAGAGCGACGGUGACGAAAGCAUUUGGCGAUAAUGGAACGAUAAAAGAGCCAAACUCAUGCCUUUUCUACUUCUGCAACGAUAUUUCCCCGCAGUCUGACCAACGAUAGUACACAAAGACAGUCGCGUGCGCCCUCGGAAAAGUCGAAUGCCAAAGCCCCAAUAUCGCCGUACCGCCAAUCAGCAUAGUAUUUAGUCCACUGCAAACAGAAGAUAGUGCUGGCCCUGCACUCGAAAAAACCAGUGCCUUUAGUGGUCCAAAAACCCGUUCACCACCCGCUCUGCAAGCCAGCCAGUUUCGCAGCCCACUCGAAAACCCCAAAAAAGUAGCAAAGUCAAAGCCAAGAGCGACCCCAAAGAGUUAGUCUGCGAUCUGUCUCGAGACCAACGCGACUACCAAAACCAAAUCCGAAGUCGUCGAAACCAGAACCAGUUCAAAGUGCAGGUUCGGUGACUCGAAGAAUCUGAGAAUCGGAGAAUCGGAGAAUCUGAGAACCGGAGAACGGGAGAUCCGAUCCCCUGACUAGGUCUACUCCUAUAAAGCCCGGCCACCAAAAUGCCGCGCUCGCAUUUCACCCGAAGGCAUUGUCUCGCGAUGACGGGCGGACUAAUUGCAUCGGCGGUCAUAAUCUGGUGCGUCGCUCACUCGGCGGUCGAGUCGACGGCCAAGCUCUACGAUCCCGCCGCAGAUAAAUCCACGCUCGAGCUGCUGCAUGUGGUAUUCCGACAUGGACCACGGACGCCGGCGGAUACGUAUCCCAGGGAUCCCUAUGUAAAUGAGACCUACUAUCCCUUUGGCUGGGGACAAAUAACAAAUAAUGGCAAACGCGAGCUGUUCAACAUUGGUACUUGGCUGCGUAAGCGUUAUGGCAAAUUUCUGGCGCCCAACUACAGUCCCGAUUCGGUCCACGCUCAGGCGACGGGGGUUCCACGGACCCACAUGACCAUGCAGACCGUUUUGGCCGCCUUCUUCCCGCCGAAGGGCACCGACAUGGAUUGGAAUAGCCGGUUUAAUUGGCAGCCCAUACCUGUCUUCUCCCAGGAACUCAAUGAGGAUACGCUUCUACUGGUGCGGAAGCCUUGCCCGCGAUAUUUCGAGGCCCUAAACGAGGUCUACGAGUUGCCCGAGGUGAAGGCGGAAAUCGAACCCUACCUGGAGAUGUUCAAAGAGCUGGAAGGGCACACGGGUCUGAGAUUCAAGGAACCCGAGGACGUGCAGUCCCUAUACUUGACUCUGCUCGCAGAACAGGAGUGGGGUCUGGAGUUGCCAGAGUGGACGCACUCCUACUUUCCGGAGAAACUGCAGUUUCUCGCCGAACAGAGCUACAUUUACAACGUGUAUACGCCCGAGAUGCAGAAGAUCAAGGGCGGACCCUUCCUCAAGAAAAUGCUCGACGAGAUGCAGCAGAAGAAGAACGGAACCCUGAAACCCAGUGGCAGGAAGCUCUUCAUGUACGCUGGUCACGACUCGACGGUGGUGAACGUUCUUUCCGCCCUGAAGAUUUGGGAACGCCAGAUGCCUCGCUACUCCUCGAUGAUCAUGUUUGAGCUGCACAAAAACAAGGAGACCGGCAACUACUGGGUGGAGAUCUACUUCCGCAACGAUCCCAAGGGCCAGGCUCAGAAGCUCACCCUGCCAGGAUGCGAGUUCCAGUGCCCCCUGGACAAGCUGCUCGAUUUCGCCAAGGACGUUGUUCCCACGGAAGCGGAUGACAAGCGGUGCGAGUCUCGCAAUGAAGCCUUCACAGAGCCACCUCUCCGAGGGCCAUAGGAACCGUAGGAACCAUAGGAACCAUAGGAAUUCGUCAUGGUGCUACACAUCUCAGGGAAUGGGACUGUCCAAAGUCCUAGAACAAGCCGUAAUACAUUAGUUAGGUCCAUAGUUUAGCAUAGGCCCAAUAAAAGUGCGUUGAACAUUUUCUGUCACUCUUA